AUGAGGGCUGGUGGUGGACAGUCCCUUUGUCUCCCAGCCCUGGGUGGACAAAGGGGCUUUCGGAAAGAGAGAAAGAGGAUGGCUAGUGGAAAUGGGCUCCCUCCAUCCUCGGCCCUGGUGGCCAAGCGUCCCUCUGCCCUGGGGCCAUUCCCCAGAUAUGUCUGGAUUCACCAGGACACACCCCAGGAUAGCCUAGACAAGAUUUGCCAUGACAUCUGGAAGAGAGUCCAGGGCUUGCCGGAGUCCCUGCAGCCCAGGACCUCGCUGGAGAAACUCUCCGCGCCAAUGACUGCGACUGUCAGCUUCCAAGAAGAAGCUCUGGAGCUGAGCAGUGGCAAGGACGAGAUCUCCCUGUUGGUGGAGCAGGAGUUCUUGAGUCUCACCAAAGAACAUCUCAUCUUGGUCCAGGAGAGCUCUGGGGAGCUGGCGACACCUAUUGUCACUUCCCAGGGGACCCGAGAGCUGGCUUCUUGCUUUCUUGUGCCUCCUCUGGGGACAGACAGCACUGAAUACCCAGGUUCCCCUAUAUCGGCUGGUGACAAGCUUCAGGAGCAGAAGCUGUCCAUGCCCAUCAGCAGCAGCAGGCAGGACUGUGAUUCGGCCAUGUCUACAGUCACGGGCAUCCUGCAUGCUGCCAAGGUCAAGAGUGUCAAGGGAUCUAAAGACAAGAGUCACAGCCUGGGUGCCUCUAAUUCAGAGAUCAGCAAGCUCCUGGCCCAGUUCCCACUGAAGUCUACUGAAAUGUCCAAGGCCCCUGACAACAAGAUGGUGCUGGAAGAGACCAAGGUCAUUAAGGAUUUCCUGCAGAAUAGCAUGUUCAACGGCUCCGGACCCCUGGAGCCCAUGGGGCUGGGCCCAUCCCUGCUGCUGCCACCGCCACCACCUCCUCCUGCAUCCGCUGACAAGCUCUCUGAGUUCUGUGCUCCGAAAAGGCAGCUCCCAGUGUUUGCCAAGAUCUGCUCCAAGACUGAGGCUGACCCCACUCUUGAGGGCCACCAUUGGAUUGAACGGACCCCUGGUGCCAAAGAGCUGACCAAAGGUCGAGAAAGCCUCUUUCUCAGCCAGUGGCCCCAGAGCCGAAAGGACACCUGUGGUGAGGAGGGUCACAGUGACUCAAUGGGCACCAUCUCAGUGACCCUGCCAACCAAGAAGCCUGUGUGGCCGGCUGAGAAGAACCUGCUUUAUGAGAUUUUUGGGGCCACUAAGAACCCUGGUGGGCAGCUGAGGCUUCGAAGCAAAAUGGAUAUGGAUGGGCUGGAUCUGAAAUUUCACCCACCGACAACGGUGCCGGACAAGAACAACAUUAAGUAUGCUGGGAAUGUUUUUGCCCCACGUUUCACCACAGCCUUGACCUCAGCCACCCUGAACCAGCCGCUCUGGCUCAAUCUGAACUGUCCACCUCCACCCGUGUUCUCCAGCCACUCUACCUUCCCCCAGUAUCAGGGCCUGUACCCACAGCGGUCGACAAGGAUGCCCUACCAGCAACCUGUGCACCCCCCACUGGGGUGCUACUCCAGACAGGUGACACCAUACAACCCACAGCAGAUGGGACAGCAAAUUUUCCGCUCUUCCUACACCCCUCUGAUGAGCUACAUCCCCUUUGUCCAGCCCAACUAUCCAUAUCCUCAGAGGACCCCUCAGAAACUGCCUGCCAACCCCCGAGAUCCUACCCCAAUGGCAGGAGAUGGUCCUCCAUACCUCUUCCCCCAGGGAUAUGGGUUCAACUCACCGUCCAGCGGCCCCCUGAUGAACAGCCCCUAUUUCUCCGCCAGUGGGAAUGGAAUACGCUUUUAGACUUCUUUCUCUCUCCCCACCUCUCUUUGCCCUUGGAUCAGGGCUAAAGAUUCUGGAAUACUGGAUUCUGCAACAGCUUGGUGUGAAGUUUGGAAAGCCAAGGUUCCAACCAGGUGGCCGACAGAAAACAGCAAGACCAGACUCAUCUACUGACCAACACUCACCUGCAUAGCCCCCCUCACAUGUAGCAGACACCACAGACACACCCUCCUCUUCAUAAGACCACACAGGCACCUGUAUUUAGCUAACAUGACUGGUUUUUGUUUUUGUUGUUCUUGGUAAGAUAGAAAGUAAGACACUUAAUUUAGAACGUUUAUAUUUUAUGAUAAAGCUAAGAGCUGCUUGAACAUGCUUGUGCCCAUUCAUUUAUUUUGCUAUGACUUAUGAAAGCUUUGCUGCUCAUUUUCCUCCCACGAGUCUCGGCGUUUCAUCAGACACAGACUGGGGUCUUGGGAAGGUUGCUAUCUACCCGUGGAACCUCAGGGGUCAAAAUCUUGAGCAUUUAUCUUGUUUCUCCUAUGAGUCAGUUAUUCCCCAACAUGUCAGAUUCCACAUUCCUACAAUGGGCGUUAUAC
Onychomys torridus (southern grasshopper mouse) is the source of this 2369-nucleotide messenger RNA. It is a transcript of the gene C2H1orf94, whose product is annotated as chromosome 2 C1orf94 homolog. The record is from RefSeq and is a predicted model, not a curated record. The transcript has 7 exons. The coding region runs from base 1 to 1794 and encodes 597 amino acids. Lineage: Eukaryota; Metazoa; Chordata; Mammalia; Rodentia; Cricetidae.